Melozone crissalis (California towhee) is the source of this 2613-nucleotide messenger RNA. It is a transcript of the gene NUDT13, whose product is annotated as nudix hydrolase 13. Lineage: Eukaryota; Metazoa; Chordata; Aves; Passeriformes; Passerellidae. The record is from RefSeq and is a predicted model, not a curated record. Gene Ontology annotation, molecular function: hydrolase activity; metal ion binding. The transcript is spliced from 8 exons. The coding region runs from base 1232 to 2257 and encodes 341 amino acids.
CUCUGGAGGUGCAGGCUUUGCUGUCUGGGAGUUUUCAUGGUCCCAGCCAAAGCCUGGCGCGGUGGUUGCUGGAGAGGAAGGGGUUAAGCGCCUGUCGCGCUCGGGUCGGGGCACAAAGCUCUUCCUUCCCUUUGUCCCAGCCGGGGACAGCGCUGCCGCUCGUUCCGGAGCGAAGGCGGCGCUCCGGUUCGGCGCCGGGAAGUUUGCACGGCGGUCGCUGCGAGAGCCGGGGGUGGAGAGCGACACACGCACACAGGGCUGUCACCCCACCCAACCCUCUGUGACACGGUCUGUGUGGCAGCCACCGUCCUCACAGGUGUCAGCACCAGCGCGCCCAGCUCCCACUGCUCCCCGUGGCUUCCCGAAGGGAUUGUCCCAGUCCGGGCGAUCUGGGGCGGAGACGUCCAGAGCCACGAGGCAAAGUCUGCACGUGUAAAUAGGAGCCUGUGCUGAGGCACCUCUCAGGCUGCCAUCACUGACCUGUGCUGAAGGAAGAGCUCUCAGACACUUCCUGGCACUGCCUGAGUGUCUGUAACAAAGUAAACGUGACUUGCUCCAUAAAGGGGUUUGUGUUCUAUGGCUGCAGAGUGCGAUGUUCUCAGUGACCACCAGGGAUUGUGCACCACAGUUCGCUUCUGUCUCGGUCUCUGGCUAUUUUUGACAUCCUGAAGCCGAGGUCAGGCUUUCAGCCUGGGCUGAAAACGUGCUGUGAUUCUUUGGCACAAAAAGCGGUCGUAGCUGGAGAUGAUCCCACUCAGCUGCAACUGCUGUCCCCUGUCUAGCUCAGGGAAUUCUCUUGCGCAGCUGAUAUUUUGUCUUUCACUCUCUCCUGGCAUCAGUGCCUUUCCCACAGAUCCACUGUGUGCUGCAAUAGGAUGUGUGGUUGGAUCGAGGCCAUUACAACUGUGUAGGAAACCAGCAAAAGAGCAGCCACCUUAUCUGCCCUUUUCCCCAGGGACACAAGAUUUGGGAGAGGAAGGUCUAAUCUAUUCUUAUAAGCAAGUUCUGGAAGAGCUGUGUACACUCAGAGAUGGAAACAAACUGAGGUAUCUUGAAGUGGAGUUUGAAGUGUGACUGAAGUGAUCAUUUUAGAAAGCAGAUUCUGCAGAUGCUGUGAGAGGGAGAUUUACCUGGUUAUUGCACCUCUUAAAUCAAACUUAACCUUGCAGGGCUGCUGCAUUACAUUUUAUGCUCUUUUUUUAGGCAGAGACACCAGCUGUAGGUGUUGGUUAUGGCUGCAGUGUAUCAAGCCCUGCACAGGAGAGUUUCCUCCCUUGCCUGCAGGUUGCACUCCACCUAUGUGAGAAAAAUGAGAUACUUAAAUCAGUUAAAGGAAGAUGACAGCCUUUGUAGACAAGCUCAGACCUCAGGAACUUUCUACCUCUUUCACAAUCUCUCCCCCUUCCUGCAGAAAGUUGGGAAGAAAUAUUUGGUACCACAGCUCAGUGCAGCAGAGACGAGACAGAUUCUGGGGAAGCUGCAGGAGGCCGAGCAGUGGAUGGAGAAGUCGGUGCUGAUCGGAUGUUCGGACGAGCACAGGCCGCACUUUGCGCUGGAUUUAGGAGCCUUGGAUAAAUCAGUCAUUGAGGCAGAACUGCAGGGAUCAUUUACUGACCUACGGAAGGCUCUCUUUGUCGUGGACAGGAAGGAUUCUCCUUUGCUGGCUUCAGCCCAGUCCCUCCUGCGGUGGCACGAUUCCCACCAGUACUGCAGCAGAACUGGGCAGCCCACUGAGAAGAACCCAGCUGGCAGCAAACGUGUCUGCCACGCCAGUGGAGUCACUUACUACCCUCAGGUGUCUCCAGUGGUCAUCACCCUGGUGUCUGAUGGGAGCCGCUGCCUCCUGGCCCGACAGCCCUCGUUUCCCCCGGGGAUGUUCACAGCUCUGUCAGGCUUCUGUGACAUGGGUGAGAACGUGGAGGAGGCAGUGCGGCGAGAAGUGGCCGAAGAGGUGGGGCUGGAGGUGGAGUCGCUCCGCUACUCGGCGUCCCAGCACUGGCCCUUCCCCAGCAGCUCCCUAAUGAUUGCCUGCCACGCCCUGGUGGGAGCGCAGCGGGCGGAGAUCAGUCUGGACACCCUGGAGCUGGAGGAAGCCCGUUGGUUUGGCCUGGAGGAAAUUGUGGAGGGUCUCAAGAGGGAGCCCAGCUCUUCCAAGCAAGAUGAUGGCAGUUUUUUACCCUGGUUCCCUCCCAAACAGGCCAUUGCUCACCAGCUGAUCCGUGAGUGGCUUCAGCAGCAGAGUGCCCAGACAGCUUAGGCAGGGCUUCAUCCACUCUGUGAUUCCACCAGAACUGUCAAAGCUCCACAGAAAAGAUUCCAAAGCUCCUGGAGGCAAGGACUCUGUCACAGCGAGGGCAGCACUCAGACACACUGACCUACAAAGGUCUCUGAACUGGUCUGACAGGCCCAUGUACAGUGGAUCACCUCUGAGAUCCCAUGGUUUGAAGUAAAUGUACAAUAAAAUUCUUCGUUCCAAAGCAUCCAACUUGUUGUGACCAGCUGUCACUGACCCCAAGGCACCAAUGCCCCAUUUUCAUCCAUUUUUUCUGUCUUGGGUGGACAUUGAAUGCACCCUUUUUCUCAGAACAAAAAUGAAGGGAGAGUGGCACUUUC